Messenger RNA from Cokeromyces recurvatus, 543 nucleotides. RefSeq lists its product as uncharacterized. The transcript has 5 exons. Lineage: Eukaryota; Fungi; Mucoromycota; Mucoromycetes; Mucorales; Mucoraceae. The coding region runs from base 1 to 543 and encodes 180 amino acids. The record is from RefSeq and is a predicted model, not a curated record.
AUGCGAUUGUUCACUUCUAAAAUCAAAGGAUUUAAGAAACUUGGGAGAUUAUUGACCACAUCCGGAUCAAAAAAGGGCAGGAAUAUCAUCAGUUUUCAACAUAGAAGUUAUUGUAUGUUGUUGCGACAGUUUCACAUGCAGUUGACAGAGAUUGUCCAUAAUUCUUUAAUCUAUUUUCUGGAACAAACAAGCUACCAUUUAAAGUGGCGGAUAGUUCAACAAAAGAACUUUUGUGCUUUGAAUACGACUUCAUGGAUAAAGCUUGAUACAGCCUUGACCUUUUCCAAAGAACUGGCUUUGUUUGGGAGUAUUCUUGCAGAAAGUUGCAAAUGGAACAGAGAGAGAUGGGGGCUUCUUUCAAAGUUAUUCUCCUCCUCUAGGCAAGAACUACAUUUGUUUUUACUUUUAGAGGAUGACGCUGCUGAAGUAUUAGUAUGGCGGCUUCUCUUUGCACUCCUUUUUACUGUUAUUACAGCAGGAGAGUCUUUCCUCUUGGUAGCUUUAUGUACAUUAGCUUGUGAGACCUUGGUUUUAAGUGGUUGA